Messenger RNA from Sinocyclocheilus grahami, 987 nucleotides. RefSeq names its product teneurin-3-like. The transcript is spliced from 5 exons. NCBI's taxonomy places the organism in Eukaryota, Metazoa, Chordata, Actinopteri, Cypriniformes, Cyprinidae. The coding region runs from base 163 to 987 and encodes 274 amino acids. Gene Ontology annotation, cellular component: membrane. The record is from RefSeq and is a predicted model, not a curated record. Gene Ontology annotation, biological process: signal transduction.
GAGCCAGCAGCCUUUGGAGUGUUUGUUUGUAGAAGCGGGAUUAUUUUCCGUCAGGAAUGUCAGGAAGGUAGACAACAGUAAGCUCACGGUCGGGCGGAGCCUGAGGCGAGCGAGCGCUCCGAUUGGUUGCCGCGUUGCAUUUCACCGCGUCAUGUGGGCAGGAUGGAUGUGAAAGAACGCAGGCCGUACUGCUCACUGACCAAGAGCAGGAGAGAGAAAGAGCGCCGCUACACGGGCUCAUCCGGCGACAGCGAGGACUGCCGCGUGCCCACCCAGAAGUCCUACAGCUCCAGCGAGACGCUCAAGGCCUUCGAUCACGACUCCUCACGCCUGCUCUACGGCGGCCACGUCAAAGAGAUGGUCCACCGAGAGGCAGACGAGUACAGCCGCCAAGGCCAGAACUUUAACCUGAGGCAGCUGGGAAUAUGUGAACCAGCCACACGCCGUGGCUUGGCCUUCUGCGCAGAGAUGGGCCUCCCCCACCGCGGCUACUCCGUUGGCGCAGGCUCAGACAUGGACACUGAGAACGAGGGGGUGAUGUCACCGGAACGUGCCAUGCGCCUCUGGGGCAGGGGUGUGAAGUCUGGCCGCAACUCCUGCUUGUCCAGCCGCUCGAACUCAGCCCUGACCCUGACCGACACAGAGCACGAGAACAAAUCAGACAGUGAGAACGGUUCUCCCAUGCCAUCCUCUCUCUCCAGUCCAUCAGUCACUGAGCAUUCCCAUUCUCAACCACCCUCACCCAAUCUCCAUGACAACCAGAGUUCCGUCUUAAGUAAUGCCACCACGCAGGCAGCGCAGGACUCUGAUUCGGAAGAGGAGUACCCGGCCGCUCUCUAUAGACCCGUAACGCAGCCUGCCCUCAGCCACAGCUGUAAUGGAGGAAAGGUUUACAAAAUGAGCAUUGAGGAAAGACAAGAAGGAGGGUGGAUGUUCGAUAUGACAGGCCUCUCCGAGUGCUCCCAGCUUUCUGACAGGUGUGGGUGA